This is a messenger RNA of Gloeophyllum trabeum ATCC 11539, 891 nucleotides long. RefSeq lists its product as uncharacterized. NCBI's taxonomy places the organism in Eukaryota, Fungi, Basidiomycota, Agaricomycetes, Gloeophyllales, Gloeophyllaceae. Bases 1 to 891 code for a protein of 296 amino acids. The transcript has 2 exons. The record is from RefSeq and is a predicted model, not a curated record.
AUGCAAUCGCCACAACUGGAGCUCGCCAGCCGCGCAAAGCUGUCGCUGGACAUGAUCCCAGACGCCAGCCCGGAACGCGCCUACCGCGGCUUUACGAACACCCUCCUGGCCGGCUUGGCUCGUUUCACCACCGACGAACCCGGUGCAACCAACGGCUUGCAGCCGAGCUUCCUCGAGGUCGGCCCGCAGCCGCCGCGUAGAGUUUGCGAAGACUUGUAUGCCAUCCCCCGCGACAAGCGAUUGGAUGCCGAUGAAAGCCUGGUCACUCAGAUCAGCGGCUCCGCUCAUGAGUCGACCACGGACAGCCUGCAGUUAACCGCGGAGUUGUUUGCAAGCUACGAGUUCGCCUCCGUUGCGCAACUAGCGGUUGCUUUCUGGCCAGACUCGGAGCCCAUCAUGCCUUCCCUCGUUCCCAACCCCCCAGGGUCUCCCGACUCCCGUCAGCCAAAGGGACCACAGCGCAAGAUCAAGACUGCUCCCCGCAGCCCGGAUUUCCUGCUGUUCUUGAGACGGAUGGCAGACACGGGCGACUGGUCCCAAUUGCCCUAUCUUGCCGUAGAAAACAGGCGCCGCGGAGACACUAGUGUCGAAAAGCUUCGCCUCCAAGUUGGGGAACAGGUCACGCUCAUGUUCAAGGACUACUCCGAGCUGCAGACUUCAACCGUCUCUACCCUGUCGUUAGCUGGGGACCAGUGGUUCUGGCAAGAUUGGGCAUGGGAUGCAGGGAUGCAGGCGGGGAUUGUGGUUCGUAAGCUUUCAGACGGUUUCAAGGAGCUGUUUGUGCUUGUCCAGGGAGAGGGUGGUGAGUAUUAUGAUUUCACUCCCGAGUUCAAGGCGGAAUGGCGCCGCUUUGCGCAGCGCCUGGGCAUGCAUUGUGAUGCAUUCUAUUAG